AAUUUGCCUCAUUUUUUGGUCUUACAUGCUUACCUGCGAUGUUUGCUGGAGGCAAGCAUCAUGGAAAAGAAGGGGACACCCAUGCAGCAGAGGAGUUUUGUAAAGUUAUAAGAAGAGUGCACCAGGUACCCCCAGAAAAAGUAUACAUCCCGACAAAAGUAACCAGAAGGACCAGUCAUAUUUAUAAUACUGAAAAGGACUCUAACCACAUCACCCAACGAUACAGCAGACACAAGGAAAAUUUCUCUAAAGGAUUUUUCACACCCUGUCACCAGCCAUAUGCUCCUGUGGGAGGGGACAGUGCUGCACAUUACAAGGACUUGGUGUGUGAGGAGUUAAAAAAGUUUGGGUCUAUUCCGCCUGUAGUUGUCACAUCUCAGACAGAAAAUAAAAGGACACAUUCUCAUGAAGAAAAACAUGGCGUGCAGAAAGUCAAUCGAGAAAAAAUUCAGGGAAAGGAAAGUGCUAAAAAGAAAACAUUUCAGAUUCAGAAAAAAAUCGAAAAUCAUGUCGGAUUUGGAGAACUGCACAACAAGUUGAAAGAGUCCAAGCAGCGUGUCAAGGCUGUACGGUGUGGGCAGGGCUAUGAACAAUUUUCAGCUAAAAUGCAGGCAAUUUCAAAGCACAAGGCAAAAUGUGGCAAAGAUGAUAAAAAUACUAUGCUUAGUUUAUCACAGACAGAAACAAGCAAACUACGUAGCAUUUUAGUUCGGAAACCUCUCAUGGCUAAUGCUUUCCUUCUUAGAGUUUCCGAUAGAAUGAAAACAGAUAAUGAAAGACGCAUGGAUGAAAGAAAGAAGCAGUACUUUGUGGAAGAGCUGAAGGUCAUAUACAUGCUGCUUUGUUCCAUGACCAACAUGAGGACAAAACAUUUGAAAAGUAAAGUUCCCCUCAGUCAGGAAACUCUGAAACAGUUGAAAAAAGAUCCUUUUGAAGAAAGUGGAAACCAACCAUGUACAACAGGAAAUCUCCCUUUUAGCAAUUUAACUUGUGUCAGUCCAGGGAGGUCUCCUGAAUCAAGACACCAAAGUUCUUUGAUGUCUGGAGGAAAGCUGAAAGAUUUGUCCACUAUUGCAGAAUUAAAUCAAAAUCCUUCUCAGGUCCGAAGAAGUUCACAUUUACGGCGCUCCUCUGCAGCAGGGUCAACUCUGUUGAAAAAACGGUUUCUGAAUACAUUCGCUGGGGGUAAAAAUCAUCCCUUGCUUCCAACACAGCCAAAAUUUGAAACUUGGGAUGAUUUUUUGCAAGUGGACCCCAAGGAAAAGGAAUUUACAAAAUGUCAUCUCAAAGGCUUAAUAAAUAAGUUUAGGCCUUCCAUUAUGCACAGGAGACAUGGUGUAGUGGCAGAGAGCUUUCAAACUGCAGUCAAAUUGCUGAAGAGUCACACUCCACUGUGGCAACAACCAAAUCUGUCAGAUAAAUACUGGAAAAGUUUACUACAUAAAGAAGAAGGAGAACAAGAAGGGAAAGAUUCCAAAGACAUGAAAGUAGAGAAAUUAAUGGAGACCCACUUUGGGCAGUUGGUUGAACUUCGGAAUGAACUGUAUGAAAAUUGCAAAAGCAAAGUUGAAAAAAUUGAAAGAGAGAGACUUAAUAACUUCAGAAAUAGGCUGAAAGCAGUUCAGGUCACGCCUGUGUCUCUGUAUGAAGAGUACCAGGGUAAACUCCGUGGAGCAGUGAACAGAAAGCUACGUUCUCUUGAAGAAAUUCUAGAAAAUAACUCUUUGGCUGAAGACAACACAGUCAAAUGGUUGGAGUAUCUGAAGAAAUAUAUGAGCCUGGGAGGCUGCGCCAAGGAUCCAGAGAUUCAAGAACUGCUGAAGAAGAUCUCAAAGUUUGCAGGCAGUGAGAUAUGGAACAAAGUGGGAAAGACCAAGGAAAAACUGUGUUUGUUGACCAUGUCUUUACAAGCUUCUGAAAUUUGCUCCCCACCAGUUCAAGGGGCAAUACGGUUUGUACUGGAAGAUAUAAUUGGGGGAUCAUACGAGAUGUUUGAAAGGUGGAUUCAUCACAGGAAGCUGUUUGUAACGGGCAAGCUGCAACCAUCAAACUUGUCUAAUGACCCUUAG
This is a messenger RNA of Lingula anatina, 2069 nucleotides long. RefSeq lists its product as uncharacterized. The record is from RefSeq and is a predicted model, not a curated record. Lineage: Eukaryota; Metazoa; Brachiopoda; Lingulata; Lingulida; Lingulidae.